UCCUCAGCACGCUCAUGGACUGGAUCACUGGACCCGCAAGGAGUUUGACUUUACAAAGGGAAGACUCCGAUUCCUCUCCGUCGCCUGACGAGAUGGCCGUGCCGGCGCCGGCCAAGGCGGCGCGCGCGCUCGCAGCCACGGCGGCGGCGCUCGUGCUGCUGUGGUGCGUCCACUUCGGCGGCGGCCUCGCCCUCAGCUCCCCCACCAACAAGGGGCUCAUCUUUAACGUUCAUCCUGUCCUUAUGCUGAUCGGAUUCAUCAUCAUAGGGAGUGAAGCCAUAAUGAGCUACAAAACAUUGCCAUGGAGCCAUGACACAAAUAAGAAGGUCCAUUUGAUUCUUCAUGCCGUUGCGCUUUUCCUGGGAUCGUUCGGGAUAUAUGCUGCGUUCAAGUUUCACAAUGAAAGUGGAAUCGCUAAUCUAUACAGCUUACACUCCUGGGUUGGACUUGGCACUAUCAUUUUGUAUGGUUUACAGUGGGUAUCUGGCUUUCUCACCUUCUUCUUUCCCGGCGCUUCGCCGACACUCCGACGUGCCGUGCUCCCAUGGCAUGUUCGUGCUGGGCUCGUGGUCUACGUGCUGGCGCUGCUCGCGGCCGAGCUGGGGUUCCUGGAGAAGCUCACUUUCCUUCAGACCGCGGGUCUGGGCAAAUACAGCUCGGAAGCCCUGCUGGUAAAUUUUACUGCCCUUGUUGUCUUACUACUGGGCGCAUCCGUCGUGCUGUAUGUCACUGCUCCUGCGCAGAGCGAGCACAGGCUUGGGUAUUCAUCAGUGCGAAGUCCUGACUCCUGACCCGGCUGCUCGAUUUUGUUUCAUCAUUUGUAUAUUUGAAGCACAGGCAAUAACAUUUCAUCUUCUUUUACACUGUUUUCUGCAAUCUAGUUCCGAUUCAGAAUUGCAGAAUGUAAAAUUUUGCCAUCUUGUUUACCAGUAGAUUUUCUUUAGUUGCUGCAAUCUAGUUGAGGUUCAGAACCAUGAAAUGUGAAAUUUUGCCGUCUUGGUGACAAGUAAGAUGAGAAAUCCUUCUUUGAUGCUA
Messenger RNA from Triticum dicoccoides, 1035 nucleotides. Its product is annotated as probable ascorbate-specific transmembrane electron transporter 1. The record is from RefSeq and is a predicted model, not a curated record. Gene Ontology annotation, molecular function: oxidoreductase activity. Lineage: Eukaryota; Viridiplantae; Streptophyta; Magnoliopsida; Poales; Poaceae. Bases 15 to 791 code for a protein of 258 amino acids. The transcript has 4 exons.